Messenger RNA from Amphimedon queenslandica, 3178 nucleotides. Its product is annotated as serine/threonine-protein phosphatase 4 regulatory subunit 4-like. The transcript is spliced from 22 exons. The coding region runs from base 206 to 2968 and encodes 920 amino acids. Gene Ontology annotation, cellular component: protein serine/threonine phosphatase complex; cytosol. NCBI's taxonomy places the organism in Eukaryota, Metazoa, Porifera, Demospongiae, Haplosclerida, Niphatidae. Gene Ontology annotation, molecular function: protein phosphatase regulator activity. The record is from RefSeq and is a predicted model, not a curated record.
UUAGAAGAUUGUUUACCGGCUGCCAUAGCAUUCCAGUGAAAGGCAAGACUUCUGCUAGCUACACAUCAAUACUAGGUCAACACUAGUCAAACAAAUGUGGAAGGCCCCUCCUGAUAAAAGCAGAGACGCCAGAUAGCCGAUAAAGAAAUCUUACAAUCCUCCCCUUCUCGUUUCUGCCACCUCGACUGGAGAGAGGAGCUCGCCCAUGGACUGGUCUGCAGCAGACAUCCUCCUUCUAGGAGCCGACGUGGACGAGUUUAGACUAGAGAAAAACAUAAAACCGGAAAAGUCACUGGAUGAAAUUGAGAAGCUAUGUGUCGAUGAGAAGCUCUCCGUGUUUGAGAAAGCUUGCCUGCUAGUCGAAAGCAGCUACGAUGUUCAGAAGAUGUGGGUCAUAGAGCAGUUACCAUCUUUACUCGUGGCCAAUAAACAAGGUGUCAUCGAUAAGAUAGUACCUAAGCUACUGGAGUCUUUCCAUAGCAGUAUAAAUAUCGAGCUCCACAGAACUGGUAGUAAAAUAUUCUCUUUGGUUGCAAAGGAUAACAUAGUGGAUCCAUCUGUCUUUGUUAGCUCUUUUCUACCAGCUGUACUCAGUCAUUUUGAAAAUAAGAACCAAUCCAUUGGCAGUUACUGGUUUGAUACACUAGUAAAUAUAAUUCCAUAUUUACCUAAAGACACACUGAAGCAUAAGAUAAUGAACAUUGCACGCUUAAGGGGGCAGCUGUCUCAGCCUGUGCCUUCCCGCCAAACCUGCUGCAAGAUCAUAGCAAAAAUGGCUGGUAGUCUAGAGGCAAACUGGGUCAAGCAAGAGCUACUUUCUCUUGUCAAGGCACUGGCACAAGAUGUUGAUAAUGAUGUUAGAGAGACAAUGUGUGGAGAGCUAGCAUGUUUUGCCAAGUGUAUGGGUCGUGAUUCAUGUGGUAUGUUCAUUCUACCUGAAGUGAUUGAGCUGUCAAGAGAUGAAGAAGUUGGUGUGAGAUGUGCUGCAAUGGUCACCAUAACAGAACUGCUGCCAUCACUGGAUGAAAACUCGUUAGAAAAGACUGUGGUUCCAUUGGUAAUGGAGCUAUUGGAGGAAUCAGAAACUGGUAAAGAGAUGAGACUAAGAAUUAAAUCAUCUGAAAUCAUUGGACACUUAGCCCAUGAACUGAAAGGAUACUUAACGACGGAUCAGAGUUUCCAAAUGCUCAAGCUUUUUGAGAAGCUCUCCCAGACGUCAUCUCUAGUGUCUACCGACUCCAAAAUCCUCUCCCCUCACACUGAGGGACAGAUAACAUCUUCAAGUACCAGCAUGGCCUCAAGGAACUCAUUCUCUCCACACAUCACUAAUGAUGAUGGAGCUGAGUGCAGGAGACUAUGUGCUUAUAAUAUGCCAGCAUUGAUGCUGUUUGCUGAUCGUCUGAAGGACACCAAUAGAUUAAUAACAAUCCUUAAGUCAAUGAUAAGUGACAAACAUGAAAAAGUAAGGCGUACAAUAGCCAGUGGUUUUCACGAGGUUGUAUCGAUACUUGGUGAUAGGAGCAAUAAAAUCACUAAAGAAUUUGCCACAUUACUGAACGAUGACAACAUAGAGGUACUGUCUGCUAUUGUAGAUCAUAUCCCUGAUAUCAUAGAAGUCCUUGCUGUGGCUCAUAAUUUAGACUCCAAAACGCGACAACCAGGUAUCCCUGAGCUGAUACAGCCGUUGCUUCAUUUUGAGCAGUUGGCCUCGUCCUGUCGUCAGUGGCGACUGCACAGUAACCUCCUGGAUAGUUUAUCCUGUUUGACCAGAUGCAUGACGUCGGAUCAACUUUAUUCUAAAUUUGUUCCAAUUUAUUGGAAAUGUAUUUCUAGAAAUGGAGUCAGUGUACAUGACAUGACAACACCAACCACUUACGUGUUGCCUGUCAAGUUAGCUGCUCUGAGGACACUAUGCUCUUACAUUAAAUACAUCAGAAAACUUGAGCAAAGGAGAGAAAUCUGCUCACAAUUUAUAUUAGAUUGUGCACAUCAUGAGAGUCACAAGCAGAGGCUACUCUUCAUUUAUGUUUGUCAAAUUAUUCUGGAGAACUUCUCUCGACAGUUCUUUAAGGAGCAGGGAUUCUACUCGGCUCUGUUAGACCUAUCUAAAGAUCCUUCCAGUAAUGUUAGGCUCAAAUUAUGUUCCUUGCUCUCUCAGCUAAAGACAAUCAUCCUCCUUCCCACUGAUAGGGAGAAGCAGCAAGCCUUUGAGUCAACCAUAUCCACACUACUCAUGGAUAAAGACGCUGAGACCAUUGCUGCUGUUAGCUGUGCAGUAAAAGAAAUGGCUAAGAUUAACUAUAGGAUACAAUCAAUGAUACCACAUUCAUUGUUAGAAGAGGAUCUUAUUGACAAGGAGAGAGAAGACGAAGAGCAGCAACUAUUGAAAGAUGAAGAGCAGGAGAGGGAGAGAGACAAAGACGCAAUUGCCACUAAAUUAUCGGCAGAUUUCCGUCGAUCAAAUCGAGGAGGAGGAGCGGGUGGUCAGAGUCCUGGGAUGGGAAGGUCUCUAGCUAGUAAGAAACUGAGUGGAUCUAGUGCAAAGAAGUCCAGUCCCAGUGUUACAAGGAAAGGAAGUGGUUUGGGAUUAAACUCUACGACUUCAGGUUCAUGUAGUCUCACUAAUUCACCUAAUCCUGCAAGACAAGGAGGGAAAGCAUCAUCAGCUUCAGCUGGUACUACCAAGAAGCGUAAAGGAUCCAUAGAGUCUACUGAUAGUAAUGAUAAAGGUAAAGGAUUCUUAAGUACUGGAUCAAGCAAGCAGCGUACAUCAGCUACUGGAGGAUCAUCUCCUAGCCUCUGUCCUUCUCCUGGAUCAUCCUCGCCUACUGUAAAUAGAGCAAAAUCAAGAGAAAUUUUGUCAUCCUCUCCCCCAUCUACAACCAGUAAAAGUUCUCCAGCAUCAGGUUCAAAGAAAUCUCAAUUGUCACAUGCCACAAAAGCAACGAGGGGAAGCUCCUAUAAUUAGUAUUUCAUUAAGAACAAAACGAAUGAAAUGCACACGUUGUAUACACACACACACACACACACACACACACAGAUACUAAUAAUACUAAUAAAUAUAAUACUACUAACUGGUUGAACUGGUUUUCUCACUCGACUAUUAUUUUAAUAAUAAAAAUGAUGCACAUUGCACAGUAAAUUUCUUGGAAAAACUCCUUUCCUGACUAUAAAAAAA